CCGAUUGCACACCGACCUAGGUCUUUCUUUUGUGGAACCGUCGUCAAAAUAAAGGAGACCUUUGUAUCAAAAAUUUCCCGAAAAUUAUAAAAAUGGCAGAAUCGGAAAUAGUGGAUGCGGACCUUACAAUUGAUGAUUUACUUCCUAAAAGUCCAGAAAGUCUGGCUGAGGAGAAGAAAGAGAGUGGCAACCACUUGUACAAAUUUAAAAAUUACAAGGGUGCUCUUGUUAUGUACGAUGAAGCCAUCCAGCUAUGCCCAGAGAAUGCCUCUUACUAUGGCAACAGAUCAGCUUGUUACAUGAUGCUGGGCAUGUACAAGAAGGCCCUGGAGGAUGCUCAGAAAUCUGUUGUGCUGGAUCCAACAUUCACCAAGGGAUACAUCAGAAUUGCAAAAUGCUGCAUUGCUCUUGGGGACAUCUCUGGCGGAGAGCAAGCCGUACGUAGUGCGACGGAGCUGGGCGGCGCCGACUGCGCAACGAGCGAGCGCCGUGCGCUGGAGUCUCUGCGUAGGCUGCAUGAGGAUGCCCAGCGCGCCAUGGAGGCUGAGGACUACCGCCGGGCUGUGUUCUGCAUGGACCGCUGCCUCGACUACAGUCCAUCCAGCUCCAAGGCCAAAUUGACCAAAGCAGAAUGCUUGGCUAUGAUUGGACGCUGCCAAGAAGCACAAGAAAUUGCCAAUGACAUGAUCAGACAUGACAGUUUGGAUGCAGAGGCCAUAUUUGUGCGUGGCCUCUGUCUUUAUUUUGAGGAUAAAGAUGACCAGGCAUUCAAGCAUUUCCAACAAGUGUUGCGUCUUGCACCAGAUCACAAGAAAGCAAUGGAGACUUAUAAGAAAGCUAAACUUCUCAAGCAAAAGAAGGAGGAAGGAAAUGAGGCGUUCAAGAUGGGCCGCUGGCAGCAAGCCCUUACCCUGUACAAUGAAGCCCUCAAAAUCGACAAAAACAACAGAGCCGUCAAUGCCAAGCUCUACUUCAACAAGGCCACAGUGUGCGCCAAACUCAACCAAAUUAAGGAAGCCGCAGAGGCUUGCACCGCUGCUCUUGAAUUAGAUGAAAAUUAUGUGAAAGCCCUUCUCCGUCGAGCCAAAUGCUACACAGAAUUGGGAGAGUUCGAGGAGGCAGUCAAGGACUAUGAGAGACUAUACAAGAUUGAUAAAAGCAAAGAAAACAAAAUAUUACUCCAAGAGGCCAAACUUGCUCUUAAGAAGUCCAAACGCAAAGACUAUUAUAAAAUACUUGGGGUUGAGAAAUGUGCAUCUGAAGAUGAUAUUAAGAAGGCUUACAGGAAGCGCGCGCUCGUGCACCACCCGGACCGGCACGCGGGCGCGCCGGAGGGCGAGCGGCGCGAGCAGGAGCGCCGCUUCAAGGAGGUGGGCGAGGCCUACGGCGUGCUCAGCGACCCCAAGAAGCGCGCGCGCUACGACCACGGCCACGACAUGGACGACGACAGCGGCGGCAUGGCCGACAUCGACCCGAACGUAGUGUUCCAGACUUUCUUCAACCGCGGGGGCCAACACUUUGAUUUCCAGUCGGGAGGGGGCUUCCCUGGAUCCGCAUUUAGCUUCCAGUUCGGUUAAUCUAUAGGGAAACUAACGAAACAACACAAUGUCCCAGAUAGAUACACAAAAUUACUAAUUCAAUACAUUGCCAUUCCAAAUUAUAUCAACCAAAUUAGUGCACUUUAUUUGAUCAUGUAGCGACCACGUUUCUACUGAUUGUUUUAUUAUAGUUAUACCUACUCGUCAUUUAGCACUAACCGAACAUUUACAAUGUCAAAUUAUGAUGUGUGGAGUGUAACAUUCUGAUAAAAAUUAAUGAUGUUUUAUAUUUAUAGUUACAAAAAUAGUGUUGCGUUUUAGUACCUGCAAUAUUUGUAAUCACGAAUCUAUCCAAUGCCCUUAUAGUUCGUUUUUUUUUCCAUUAGAAAAAAGGUAAAAAAUCUAGACGUGUCUUUUUAUUGAAAAACACAUAAUUCACAGCAAAUAUGUAACAAUUAUGAAUCAUAUACGAUUAUUUACAUUCUUUAGCUUUCAUAAGUAAUAGUUACUGAUUAAAAAUAAAAGACGUCAAUAUCGCGUAGUCUUGUUCUAAUGCUAAAAAUAACGAACUAUAGAGAGAACCCACACUAGCGUCUUUUGAGCGUCGGCGUCUAGUCAACGUUAUGGAAACGUUGCGCCAACGUUGCCUCAAGUAGCAGCCUAGAGUUGGCUAGGCGCCGACGCUCAGGAGACGCUAGUGUGGGUGGCCCUUAAAUAUAUGGGAUGCAUUAACCCCUUUAAAUAACAAGAUGGUUAAUGGCAAAUUAAUGUUAACCGCAUAAUUAAUUAAUAUUAUAGAGAUAGUAAUGUUAUCGACUGAUUUGGUUAAGUAACUUUUUUCAUUCUUCAUAUGAAGUAAUAAUGGUUUGUUUUCUUUGAUAGUUAUUGGAACCCUUUUGAUAUGCAUAUAGUAGCCCUGUUAGUAGAUCAGAAAUAUAACUGUACCUUGCAUUUUUUAAUAAUAUCAUGUGUAAUUUGUCUCACUCUAUUCUCAUUUUAUACUACAUUGUUAUAUUUAUGUCUGACAACAAUACAAACCUCAUGAAAUGGGCCCCUCAUAUAAAAAUUAUAACUAUAUAAUUAGGCGAAAAAUCUGUAUAGUGAUAGCAAGUGAUAGAUUUAUUUUAUUGAAAGUGUUCGUCUAACAUUAAAUAAGAAAACGAUGUACAGUCAGCA
Molecule: messenger RNA, 2714 nt
Organism: Cydia splendana
Lineage: Eukaryota; Metazoa; Arthropoda; Insecta; Lepidoptera; Tortricidae
Gene: Tpr2
Product: dnaJ homolog subfamily C member 7
Exons: 8
Coding region: 93-1577 (494 amino acids)
Molecular function (GO): protein binding
Source: RefSeq, a predicted model, not a curated record